This is a messenger RNA of Nannospalax galili (Upper Galilee mountains blind mole rat), 2126 nucleotides long. It is a transcript of the gene Zdhhc16, whose product is annotated as zinc finger DHHC-type containing 16. NCBI's taxonomy places the organism in Eukaryota, Metazoa, Chordata, Mammalia, Rodentia, Spalacidae. The record is from RefSeq and is a predicted model, not a curated record. Gene Ontology annotation, biological process: protein palmitoylation. Gene Ontology annotation, molecular function: palmitoyltransferase activity. Gene Ontology annotation, cellular component: Golgi apparatus. Bases 509 to 1672 code for a protein of 387 amino acids. The transcript has 12 exons.
CGAUACUCCAGUGGCGUGGACUCCUCAACUUUGGAUGAGCAGCUCCACGAUAAAAUUGCUCCUUAUUUCUUUUUAACAUAUACGUCAGGAGAAAAGUCUGAAUAGAACAUUUUGCUUUACUGAUGCCUGACAUCGGUUUACGGUGGCAGACAUACUGAGCGCAGCGUCUUUGUCUAGAUGAAAUUCGCCAUGCUUUGAUCUGUUUCUCCUGCCUUGUGGUGGCUUUGGAAUUUGUUCCUAUUCCCAAUUCCUUGGGACACAGAUGGUGAUUUAGAGCCCCGGAAUGAGGGAAGUGCUGUGCCCUGCAAAUCUCUAAUCUGGUGGCAGAUGGCUACCAUGGCCUUGUGGGUACUACUGAGGGAUGGGACUACUCAGGGUUUGUAGGUACUAAGCAGGUACUAGGAAGAAUGAUAGAAGCAUAUACUUUAGUAUUACCAUACUGGCAUCUGUAGAACUGAUACGCCUUUCCAGUUCUUCAUCUCUCCAGGUCAUUCACUGAACAGGAGCCAUGCGGGGCCAGCGGAGCCUGCUUCUGGGCCCAGCCCGUCUCUGCCUGCGCCUCCUUCUGCUCUUAGGCUACAGGCGCCGCUGCCCACCUCUGCUACGGGGCCUGGUACAGCGUUGGCGCUAUGGCAAAGUUUGCCUGCGCUCCCUGCUCUACAACUCCUUUGGGGGCAGUGAUACUGCUGUUGAUGCUGCCUUUGAACCUGUCUACUGGCUGGUGGACAAUGUGAUCCGCUGGUUUGGGGUGGUGUUCGUGAUACUGGUGAUAGUACUGACUGGCUCCAUCGUGGCCAUUGCUUACCUCUGUGUCCUGCCCCUCAUCCUCCGAACCUACUCAGUGCCACGACUCUGUUGGCAUUUCUUCUAUAGUCACUGGAAUCUGAUCCUCAUCGUCUUCCAUUACUACCAGGCCAUCACCACUCCUCCUGGGUACCUACCUCAGGGCAGGAAUGACAUUACCACCGUCUCCAUCUGUAAGAAGUGCAUUUACCCCAAGCCAGCCCGAACACACCACUGCAGCAUAUGUAAUAGGUGUGUGCUGAAGAUGGAUCAUCACUGCCCCUGGCUAAACAACUGUGUAGGCCAUUAUAACCAUCGCUAUUUCUUCUCUUUCUGCUUUUUCAUGACUCUGGGCUGUGUCUACUGUAGCUACGGAAGUUGGGACCUUUUCCGGGAGGCUUAUGCUGCCAUCGAGAAAAUGAAACAGCUUGACAAGAACAAACUACAGGCGGUUGCCAACCAGACUUACCACCAGACCCCACCACCUACCUUUUCCUUUCGCGAAAGGAUAACUCACAAGAGUCUUGUCUACCUCUGGUUCCUGUGCAGUUCUGUGGCACUGGCCCUAGGUGCCCUAACCAUGUGGCAUGCUGUUCUCAUCAGUCGAGGUGAGACUAGCAUUGAAAGGCACAUCAACAAGAAGGAGAGACGUCGGUUACAAGCCAAGGGCAGAGUGAGUGGGGUGGAGUGCUUGGGUGAGCAGGUAUUUAGGAAUCCUUACAACUACGGCUGCUUGGAGAACUGGAAGGUGUUCCUAGGUGUGGACACAGGAAGGCAUUGGCUGACCCGGGUGCUGUUACCUUCUAGUCACUUACCCCAUGGGAAUGGAAUGAGCUGGGACCCCCCUCCCUGGGUGACUGCUCACUCAGCCUCUGUGAUGGCAGUGUGAGCCAUUGUGUCAGCUGCAACCUAAUCAUUUGUUCUGCUGCCUGUGUUGUCUCAAGAGCUUCCAAGGGCAGCCUUUCUUGAAGUUUGUGACCAUAAAGAGCCAUUAGGCCUGCCUUAGAGUACUACACAGGGACAACUUCUCAAAGACCAAUUUUCUGGCCACCUCAAAAGACAAUGUAGAGAACUCCUAGGACUGAUGUCCCUUUACUCAGGCCAACAGAAGUUCCAGCCGCAGUGUAGAGGUCAGGCAACUAGUUACCUUGUCUGGUGCUGACCCUGAUGUUCUCUAGGUCACAGCACUGGGGCUAACAACCAUCUCUUUCACCUUGGAAAAAGACCUACUAGGUAUGUUGAGUGGUUUCUCAAUGGAGAAAAGACACCAAGCCUGCUGCCAAGGUCACUGCCAUUUCUCAUGCUAUUGAAGGGAGCAAAAAUAAAGGCACUUGAUUUGUAAA